Molecule: messenger RNA, 4342 nt
Organism: Linepithema humile (Argentine ant)
Lineage: Eukaryota; Metazoa; Arthropoda; Insecta; Hymenoptera; Formicidae
Gene: mor
Product: SWI/SNF- related protein mor
Biological process (GO): positive regulation of DNA-templated transcription
Cellular component (GO): SWI/SNF complex
Molecular function (GO): histone binding; DNA binding
Source: RefSeq, a predicted model, not a curated record
ACGUGUUCUUCCUUGUGGUAGUUUAAAUAUUUAUGUAAAGUUUAUAUUGUUUUCUAAAUAUUUAUUAAUAUUUAUGCACUAAAAUUUGCGAUGAAAAUAGACUAUAGCGUCGUAAAAUUGCACAUUAAUAAAACUUUGUCGUGCGCGAUGAGUUGAGAAACAAUAAUAUUUAUCGUAUAGUGAUACAUUUCGUUGCGGUAGACAUGCGCCCAGUGUAGCCACAGCCAACAUCAGAGGCGUGUCAUGUUUGUGCUUAACGCGUUUCCUGGUUGGAAUCGUUGAAUUUCCAUUGAGAAUCUAUGAAAGAUGCUGUCGUUAGGCCCAAAAAAGGACGGCAGCCCCAACGCCAAGUUCUUCGAAUCACCGGAAAUACUCACCCAGCUUGAUGGUGUUAAGCAGUGGCUUCUGAAGAACUGUAAAAAGAAUGUGCAAACAGAUCCACCUACUAACAAGAGUUUAGCUACAUUAGUAGUGCAACUUCUGCAAUUUCAGGAAGAUAAUCUAGGCAAGAAUGUGUCUAAACCACCUAUGACUAGAAUUCCAAUGAAAUGUUUCUUGGAUUUUAAAUCUGGAGGUGGCUUAUGUCACAUACUUGCAACAGCAUAUCGUUUUAAACAGGAACAAGGAUGGCGAAGAUUCGAUUUUCCCGGAGGAAAAUCGGGAUCUCGCACCGAUCGUACAGUGGACAUGCUAAUGGCAGCAGAACGCGCUUUAAUACAAAACAGGUGUAUGACUGUGCCAAGUGUUUUUGUGAGACCGGAUGUCGACAAGAACACAGCUACAAAAGUAAAAGAAAUGGUUAGAAAACACCAGGGAAAUGUCACAGAGAAUGAAGCAGAUGCUACACACAUAAUUUAUCCUCCAGUGGAUCCGAUAGAAGAGGAAUAUGCACGCCCUUGCAUGAGACGCGAGAGAUCAGUUUUACUUCACUGGUAUUACUUUCCAGACAGUUAUGAUACAUGGACGCCACUGGAUCUUCCAUGGGAUUUUCCCGAAGGAAAUCCGGCAAAUACAAAUUCAAGAUCAGUUUACAAAGUAUCGGCCACAUGGGUAUUGGACUUGGAUCAAUAUAACGAAUGGAUGAAUGAGGAAGAUUACGAAGUAGACGAUGGCGGUCAAAAGAAAGUGCACAAAUACAGGCUUUCUGUAGAAGAUUUUAUGGCACAACCGUCUCAUCCGCCGCCCGCAAAGAAACCCAAACGAAAACGAUCACCGAGCCCACCCCCGAAGAUCGGCAAACGUAAGAGUAGCAGAGCACCGUCGGGUAUUCAAAGCGCAUCGUCCGCAUCAUCGGCGACGGCACCGAAGAAAUCGCGCGGCGGCGAGGAGGAGGAAGAUCUGACCCAAGGAAUGGAGGAUCCGCCUGCUGAACCCCGCAUCGUCGAGGUGGUCGCCACACCAACGAAUCCGCCAAUCACGGGUCAAGGCAAUGCAACAACGGGCAACUCCACUUUGGCAUCCACCGGUAGCAAAAAGCAAGACAGCGAGCUUCAACCACUGAAAUCUGGCAAUUUGACCGAUCUCGAUGAACAAAUGGAAGGAGACAAGGGGAGCUCUCAAGGCGGCCAAGACAGAGAAGAGAGAGAUACCAGUAAAGAAAGAGGCGAAGGUGGCAAAGGCGACGAGCCUGAAGACAACGUGACGGAGCAAACGCAUCACAUUGUCGUUCCUAGUUAUUCCGCUUGGUUCGAUUACAACUCUAUUCACACCAUCGAAAAGAGAGCCUUAGCGGAAUUCUUCAAUGGCAAAAAUAAAUCCAAGUCUCCCGAAAUUUAUCUUGCAUAUAGGAAUUUUAUGAUUGACACCUAUCGACUGAACCCGACGGAAUACAUCACGUCAACCGCUUGCAGACGAAAUUUGGCUGGAGAUGUUUGUGCAAUUAUGCGUGUACACGCGUUUCUGGAACAAUGGGGGCUCAUUAAUUAUCAAGUAGACGCGGAAUCGAGACCGACACCCAUGGGGCCUCCGCCGACUUCGCACUUCCAUGUUCUAUCCGACACGCCGUCCGGCUUGGCGCCGGUCAAUCCGAAUCCGCCGAAGACACCGCAACCGUCCGCCGCGAAGUUGCUGCUGGAUCUGGAGAAGAAGCCGACGGGUGGAACGGGUGCCAUAGGCACGGAGGAAAAAGCUUCGGCAGGCGCGAUGGCGAACUUCGGCCUGAAGAUCGAUCAGUAUUCGAGGAAGCCGGCUGUGCUGAAGAACAAGCAAGCAGCUGGCGCUACACGCGACUGGACGGAGCAGGAAACGCUUUUGCUGUUGGAGGGACUGGAGUUGCACAAGGACGAUUGGAACAAAGUAUGCGAACACGUAGGCUCGAGAACGCAAGACGAAUGUAUCUUGCACUUCUUACGGCUACCCAUAGAAGAUCCAUAUCUGGAAGAGGGCGGACCCGAAGGAUUGGGACCGUUAGCUUAUCAGCCGGUACCGUUCUCGAAGGCUGGCAAUCCUGUCAUGAGCACAGUUGCUUUCCUCGCAUCGGUUGUGGACCCGAGAGUUGCUGCAAGUGCUGCAAAGGCCGCCAUGGAGGAGUUCGCAGCGAUAAAGGACCAAGUACCGGCCGCGUUGCUGGAUCAGCAUUUAAGAAACGUGCAAGCUAGUGCUAAUUCGGACGGCAAGUUCGAUCCAGCUGCUGGCUUGGCGCAGUCGGGCAUCGCUGGCACAGGACCGCCCGAACCGCCCGAUGACACAACGGCAUCCGCCGCGACGACUCCUUCCGUAUUGACGGGUGCUGCCAACUCUCCCCACUCGGCAGGACCAACUGAAGCGAAGAAAGAGGAACAGGAGAAAUCUAAGGACGCGAUGGACGUAGAACCGUCUCAGGUUGAUGUCGCGAAGAAGGAAGACGAAGCGAAAGAGAGUGAAGAAGAUGCAAAGUCGACCACUGAUCCUGAAGCCAUAGAGGCGAAAGAGAAGAAGGAUAAGGUUGUAAGAGACGCUCAGCUUCAGUCCGCAGCUGCAGCAGCGUUAGCAGCCGCUGCUGUUAAAGCCAAGCAUUUGGCAGCAGUGGAGGAACGCAAAAUCAAAUCACUGGUUGCGCUACUAGUAGAAACGCAGAUGAAAAAGCUAGAGAUCAAGUUACGUCAUUUCGAGGAACUGGAAACCACAAUGGAGCGUGAGCGCGAGGGUCUCGAGUAUCAGCGACAGCAGCUGAUCACUGAGCGACAACAAUUUCACUUGGAACAGUUGAAGGCGGCUGAAUUUAGGGCGCGGCAACAAGCUCACCAGCGGCUGGCUCAGGAGCAGCAGCAGCAGCAGCAGCAGCAACAGCAGCAGCAACAACAGCAGAAUCAGCAGCAUCCACCCUGGCAGCCGCCUGGCGCGCAGCAGCAGCAACAACAACCGCCAAGUCCGCAAGCUCAGGCGCAACCGCAACCGCCGUCGCAUACGCCGCCGCAACAGGCAUAAUUCUACAUGGAUCUUUCGAUGGCUGUUCCGGAUUGAGGACACGCAAGGACGACAUCAGAUGGGAAUGGUAGUGCUGGAGAAGCUGUGUCAUGUAAGCCCGCCUAACAACGCCACUCGUGCAGCAGUAGAGCAAGUUCGCAAGAUCAAGAGCGAGGGAACCGACCCGCGUCAGUUGAAAGUCGACUAGAUAAACGGCCUGCAGAAACACAGUAUUAAAAGUCUGGAGAGGAUUUUGCAGUGAGAUUUCGCACCUCACCCGUGCCAGUCAGUAUGAUCAGAGUCUCGAAUAUGAUUUACUAGAUUAUAAUUGUGCGAGGUAAAUAUUUUUUCUUGCAUCUUGUAUUUCGCUUCCUGUGUUGGUAUUUUUCACGAGCUGUUCUAUUCUCUACGAGAUUCGUCUGAAAUUGUUUAGUAUGGAUGGAAAAUCGAGUAUGUAGUUGAAGGAAAGAUCGACGCGACUUCUAAAAUGUACAUUAUACAUUUUUUUUUUCGUAACUCUUUCAUACUUCUGAAUAUUGGGUAAUUUUGAUCUUUCUUUUUGAAACUCAACGUUUACUUUAAUUUAACCGCAAUUGUACAUAACGCAAGAGUCUUUUCUUUGUGACCGGCUACACGGGUUUAGGUGUGACCAAAAUUCCGCUAAACUGGAGUCUUUUUAAUAAGCUCGCGGAUGGAAAAAAAAAUAUUUGAAACAUAAACUUAAGAAUCUUAUAAAUUUAUAUAAUAAAAAGUGGUAUGGAACAAAUGGGUUUUCGUGUACGUUUCGUUAUCACGCGCAAUGGGGAAAGAUAAUGAUCUGUAAAAAUACGAAGUAUCAUCACGAUAAUCAUAUUUCAUUGAAUACACAACAUUUUAUUGUAGAUACAUCAAACACGCAAUAUGCUACGAUUUUCUUAUAUAUUUACUUUUCUUAUAAAAUAAAAGAUUUACCUCAGUA